Molecule: messenger RNA, 4657 nt
Organism: Periophthalmus magnuspinnatus
Lineage: Eukaryota; Metazoa; Chordata; Actinopteri; Gobiiformes; Gobiidae
Gene: upf2
Product: UPF2 regulator of nonsense mediated mRNA decay
Exons: 21
Coding region: 82-3891 (1269 amino acids)
Biological process (GO): nuclear-transcribed mRNA catabolic process, nonsense-mediated decay
Cellular component (GO): exon-exon junction complex; cytoplasm
Molecular function (GO): protein binding; RNA binding
Source: RefSeq, a predicted model, not a curated record
CAUCGGAAUUUAGACAGGCAUUUUUAUAGUCGUUUUUAGGGUCCUUUGGUUUUCAACUGAUGUUUUGCUACGAAAAGAAGUAUGCCUGCUGAAGGCAAGCGCUUAGCGAACAUGGAUGAGAAAGAAUUUCCCUUCAGUAACAAGGAUAGAGAAGGAGAGAGGAGAGGUACACCUCGAGACAAAGCAAAGGAAGAGACUAAAAUGAGCGCUAAAAAGGACGGUGGCAAAGAGGAGAAGCGAAAACGCAUUGAAGAGGAGAAGAAAAAGAAGGAGGAAAAAGAGCGUAAGAAAAAAGAGGAGGAGAAACAAAAGGCUGAAGAGGAGCUGAAGAAGAGAGAGGAGGAGGAGAGGAGACAACAAGAGGAGCACGAGAAGAAGCUUCAAGAGGAGGAAAGCAAACGACAGCGUGAAGAGGAGGCAGCCCUUGUGAAGGAGAAAGAAGAGUGUCACCAACUACACCAGGAAGCUUGGGAGCGGCAUCAGUGCAGGAAGGAGUUGCGUAGCAAAAAUCAAAGUGCCCAAGAUGGUCGUCCUGAAGAGGCCUUUUUCAGUCGGCUGGAUUCUAGUCUCAAAAAGAAUACAGCGUUUGUCAAAAAACUGCGGACACUUACUGAACAGCAACGUGACUCUCUCUCCAAUGACUUUGCCUCUCUCAACCUUAGCAAAUAUAUUGGAGAGGCAGUGAGCUCUGUUGUAGAGGCAAAACUUAAGAUUUCGGAUGUGGGCUGUGCUGUUCAUCUAUGCUCACUGUUUCACCAGCGGUAUGCAGAGUUUGCACCAUUAUUGUUGCAGUCUUGGAAAAAGCACUUUGAGGCUAGGAAAGAGGAUAAGACACCUAAUGUCAGUAAACUGCGCACAGACCUGCGCUUUAUUGCAGAGCUCACCAUUGUUGGACUCUUCACUGACAAGGAAGGCCUUCUGCUUAUUUAUGAACAACUGAAAAACAUCAUCAACACUGACCGGGAGACUCACACUCAUGUGUCAGUUAUCAUAAGCUUCUGCAAACAUUGUGGAGAUGACGUAGCAGGCCUAGUACCUCGAAAAGUUAAAGUGGCUGCAGAAAAAUAUAGUCUAGCAUUUCCUCGAAGUGAGAUAAUCAGCACAGAAAAACAACAGCCUUUUCAGAACCUUUUGCGGGAAUACUUUACAUCACUUGCCAAGCACCUAAAGAAGGACCACAGGGAACUACAGAACAUUGAGAGACAGAACCGACGAAUUCUACAUUCUAAAGGAGAAUUGAGUGAGGACCGACACAAACAGUAUGAGGAAUUUGCAACUUCCUACCAAAAGCUGUUGGCCAAUACUCAGUCUUUAGCUGAUCUGCUUGAUGAAAAUAUGCCAGAGUUACCCCAAGACAAGACCGUGCAAGAGGAGCAUGGGCCUGGGAUUGACAUUUUUACUCCUGGAAAGCCUGGAGAGUAUGACCUAGAAGGGGGUAUAUGGGAGGAUGAAGAUGCCCGAAACUUUUAUGAAAACUUAGUGGACUUGAAAGCAUUUGUCCCAGCCAUCCUCUUCAAAGACAAUGAGAAAACAAAUCAGGGAAAAGACAAAGAUGAUGCUCGAGAUGGCAGAGAGGGAAAGGAUACCACCACUGCAGAGGAGCUGGAGCUAGAAUUGGAGGCUCUGGAUAUCGCAGAUGAACCUCUUGAACUGGAGGGGCCUGAAGAGGCAGAAAAUGAAGAACUGGCCAAAAAGCUAAUGGAUGACCAAGAACAAGAAGAUGAGGAGGCCAACACAGGCUCACACUUGAAGCUCAUUGUAGAUGCUUUUAUCCAACAGCUUCCCAACUGUGUGAACAGAGACCUCAUUGAUAAGGCUGCCAUGGACUUCUGCAUGAACAUGAACACCAAGGCUAACAGGAGGAAACUGGUGCGAGCUUUAUUUACAGUUCCUCGACAAAGGCUUGAUUUACUACCAUUUUACUCUCGCUUGGUGGCCACUCUUCAUCCCUGUAUGUCAGAUGUGGCUGAGGACCUUUGUUCCAUGCUAAAGGGGGACUUCAGAUUUCAUAUUCGUAAGAAGGACCAGAUAAAUAUCGAAACUAAAAACAAAACUGUCAGAUUCAUUGGGGAACUGGCCAAGUUCAAAAUGUUUUCAAAAACAGACACACUUCAGUGUCUUAAGAUGUUGCUCUCAGAUUUCACUCAUCACCACAUUGAAAUGGCAUGCACACUGCUGGAGACCUGUGGGCGGUUCCUCUUCAGGUCACCAGACUCUCACCUGCGCACUAGUGUCCUCCUGGAACAAAUGAUGCGUAAGAAACAAGCUCAGCACUUGGAUGCUCGUUACGUAACAAUGGUGGAAAAUGCUUACUACUACUGUAACCCCCCCCCAAUUGAGAAAGCGGUAAAGAAAAAGAGGCCUCCACUGCAGGAAUACAUCCGCAAGCUACUGUACAAGGAUUUGUCCAAGGUGACCACUGAGAAGGUUUUAAGGCAGAUGCGAAAGCUGCCCUGGCAGGAUCCUGAGAUCAAGAGCUACUUGAUCUGUUGCAUGGUCAACAUUUGGAAUGUCAAAUACAACAGUAUCCACUGUGUGGCCAAUCUGUUGGCGGGACUUGUGGCUUACCAAGAAGAUGUGGGUAUCCAUGUGGUGGAUGGAGUCCUAGAGGACAUCCGACUGGGGAUGGAGGUCAAUCAACCAAAGUUCAACCAACGUCGCAUUAGCAGCGCCAAGUUUCUUGGUGAACUUUAUAACUACCGCAUGGUAGAGUCUGCUGUAAUUUUCCGUACCCUGUUCUCCUUCAUAUGCUUCGGAGUAAAUCAAGAUGGUACGUCCAGUCCAUUAGAUCCCCCUGACCACCUGUUCCGCAUCCGCCUUGUUUGCACUUUGCUUGACACCUGUGGUCAAUACUUUGAUCGAGGGUCUAGCAAAAAGAAGUUGGACUGUUUCCUCAUAUAUUUUCAAAGGUACAUUUGGUGGAAGAAGAGCAUGGAUGUUUGGACCAAAGAUCACCUGUUUCCCAUCGACAUUGACUACAUGAUCACUGACACUCUAGAACUACUGCGACCCAAAAUGACACUCUGUAGCUCCCUGGAAGAGGCCAGCAAGCAGGUUGUUGAUUUAGAAAAGGAGGUGCUCAUCAAAUUAGGUAUGGCCAUGGAGACGGACGGUCGCUCCAGCGCUAUGAGUGAAGCUGAUGCUCUUGAUGAAGAGGAUGAUGAUGACGAUGAAGAGGGAGGCGCAGAGACAGAGGAGCAGUCCGGCAACGAAAGUGAAAUGAAUGAACAGGAAGAAGAUGAGGGGUCGGAUAAUGACGACGAGGAACAUGAAGAGGAGGAUGAGGAGAACACAGACUACCAGACAGAUUCUAACAAAGAAAAUGAGACUGAUGAAGACAACAAUGAGGUGACCAUCCGUGGUGGAGGACUAAAACAUGUGGCCUGUGCUGAAGAUGAGGACUUCAUACAGGCUCUGGAUAAGAUGAUGCUGGAGAACCUUCAACAGCGUAGUGGUGAGUCAGUGAAAGUGCACCAGUUGGAUGUGGCCAUUCCCCUCCAGUUGAAGAGCCAGUUAAAAAAGGGUGGUGCUGGGCAACCAUGCAUUGGAGAUGGAGACACUGACAUAUCUGACACCAUGCAAUUUGUCAUGCUCACACGCAAAGGCAAUAAGCAGCAGUACAAGGUCCUGAACGUACCCCUGUCAUCCCACCUCGCGGCAAACCACUUCAACCAGCAGCAGGCAGAGCAAGAGGAACGCAUGAGAAUGAAGAAACUCACCUUGGAUAUUAAUGAAAGACAGGAGCAGGAAGACUACCAGGAAAUGAUGCAGUCCUUGGCUCAGCGUCCCGCCCAGGCAAACACCAACAGAGAGCGCAGGCCUCGCUAUCAGCACCCAAAAGGGGCUCCCAAUGCAGACCUCAUCUUCAAAACAGGGGGAAGGAGACGUUGACUUGGGUCUGGGUCCAGGCUGAUUGAAUAAGCGAGUAGAAGAAGGAACAGGUAAAAAAGCAAGAUCGGAAAUAACCGGUCUGAGCAGGAAACAAGUCUUCUGGUCUUCCACUGAAUCAGGAUGAGGCCUAAACACUUUGGAGCCUGAAGAGGAGGACCAAACCAGGACUGCCGGUCUGGGGUUCAGAGGUCGGACACAGGUGGCAGGCGUCUUUUCUUUUUUGUCUGUUAGCAAAGUGGAGAGUAGCACAGCAGCUUGCAGAUGCAAUGCUGUCCAGAACAGACAUGUUUAAUAUUGAACAACUAACAGCAAGAUGGACAAGAUCCCUGUCUACCUUUCAUGCAAAUGCUGAAAUGUCUCAUUUUUGGGAAUAGUGGAUAAGACAAAGUCAUUAAGGCAAAAAGUGUGGUACAGCUUGAAAAGUCAGCACACGUUUUAAUUAUAAAUCCAAACUUGAUGUGUUUUGGAAAGAAAAUUUAUUAACCUGGUUGUCUGAUAAUAAGUUGGAGAGAAGAAGAGAGACUCUCCUGAAAGUAUCUGUAUUUUGUGGCACUUUUUUACAUACACAUUGUCCAUAAACUUAAAGAUUUACAUAGUAUCCUAAAUAUCAAACUCUAGACAUGAUUGGAAAAGUAUAACGUGACUGUUUUUGUUAAUACUCUUGGUGUAUGGUGAUAACAGUUGAGUUUUGUUAUGGAUAUGAAUAAUAUUUGUCACUGUUAGUGCCAUAUAACACAAAUCAAUAAAUUAAACCACACAUCACUAA